Messenger RNA from Lolium rigidum, 1431 nucleotides. RefSeq lists its product as uncharacterized. NCBI's taxonomy places the organism in Eukaryota, Viridiplantae, Streptophyta, Magnoliopsida, Poales, Poaceae. The transcript has 8 exons. The record is from RefSeq and is a predicted model, not a curated record. Bases 108 to 1229 code for a protein of 373 amino acids.
UUGCCGCCGCCGCCGUCACCGCGACCUAUUUACGGCACCGGUGUUCCUCCGGCAUAUCCCCAGUGUCCUCCCAACACCCCUAGGGCUAGCCCGCCUCCUCGCCCGCGAUGGAGGACCCCCCUGGCUCGGCCCUUACUUCUUCCAGGUCAGCGGAGCCCUCCGGCCGUGCCAGCCAUGCCCCUCUACCUCCUCCACCACCUCCACCGGUUCCCCCUCCACCGCGCCAUUCCUUGGCGAGAGGGCGUCGCUCUGCUUCCCAUUCGAGGCGUACCCAGCUGUUUUCUUUUGGGUCUCUUCCGUACCAGCUCGGUCCUCGUAUGCCCAGGCGGGGGGCCAGAGAGCCAUUUUAUUUCGAGAAACAUCAUAUAGUAUUUUUCCAGAAUGAUGCUAGAGAAUUAGCAUCACCGGUUCGCAGAUUCGAGAUGCUGUCAGUGGAUGAUGCCCCUCCUCCGACAUCUAACUCACCUGAAUGCAGUGAGCUAGGCACUACAAAUACAGAUAUAUCAAGAUCGAAGGUGUCGUCAUCCGACAACUUACCUCAUACACCUGGUUCAGCUGAUGGGCAUGAUUGUAAUAAAUACAAUGAAGAAAGUUCUGGUGAAGCUGAUUCCGACACUUGCCAAUACAGUUCUGAUGAUGAUAGUGAUGAAGAUGGAGAGUGCCCAUUCGGUAAUCCUCUUCUUAGGGAUAGCUAUGGAAAAUUGACAGAUUGGAGGUUGAGUGAUCUAGAUGCGGCAUUCACUAAGCAUCUAGAGGAUGAAGCAAAGAAUCCGAAGCCAAAAGAACGGAAGCUCACGAAAGAAGAAAAGUUGAAGAUUCAUAGCGAUCGCAUGGAAGGAUAUAUGAAGUUUGCUCUCCAUCAGUACAACAUUAAAAAAGAACUUGUUGAGGAUAUGAGAUUCGAGUUUGAGAAAGCCCAAAGUCAGAAUUGGAUCGUUGAAGGAGAGUUUGAUGACCUGUUCUAUUACCAUUUUAACUUCACAGCUAAGCAGACCUGUUCUUCUGUGUUUACAUUUUUUGCGGAAGUAACCCCAGAAGAUGGAGAUGAUUGUGACGUUCUCUGCUGCAGACUUCUAAAUGAUGAUGACAAUGGACACUGCUUUGGUUGUGAGAAUGAAGGCGUAGAUGACUUAAGGCAUCCAGCUUGUAAAUCUGCGUAUGUUGGAGGUCACGAAGAUCGGGGUUUCCCAUUUAUGGAGAACAGUGAGACUGAGGAUGACAGCGAUUGACGGGCGGAAGAAAUUGACGAGAUAACAGAAGUCUCUGUCUUGGAGUGCUCUUUUUCUGCCAGCAGCAAGUCAUCUGAUAUAUUUAAUUAUAGUUUGUUUCUUGUGGAUGUUUUAAAAUUGGUGAAAUUUUGUAACUUAGGAAUUUGCAGUAUGUUCAUGCACAUGUUCAGCUUGAAUCUGAGAAACUUAGCAAUUAGUAUUA